UUGUAAUUUCUUCUAUCCCUAAUCCACGACCUCUUUUAUACAAAAAAAGACAAAAAAAGUACCCAACUCCAAAUAUUGACGACAAGUGACAACCAGCUGAUGACAAUGAUGUUCCCAUGGUAGAUUAUGAUAGAUGAAUGUAAAUCAAGCAGCUAUGAAAUGUAAGGUCUGCAGUACUUGAUCUUGAUUAUAUUUAGUGAUAUAGAAUAAAACAUGCAAAUUCCAAAAGAAAAUUGUUGUAUCAGAUAAAAUAAGCGAAGAUCAAAAGUUUAUCAUACAAGAGUAUUUAUGGUGCAGGGAAUUUUUUUUUUUUAUUACUUUAACUUCAAAAUCUCGAAAAAGAAAAGAAAUUUAUAGGAGAAAACGUGGCUAUUGAAAAAUGCAGUGCCAUGCAUUAUUUUAGAUUCCAACUCUCCAUCCAUGCAACAUUGUUGAGAUUAAGCAUCUUUAUCCUGAGUUUUUAGCUCCAUCUACUCUUCUAUUAUUACCGUAUAAUUCUUUUUUCUGCAUUUCAUAUCCUGACUAGACAUACUUUCAUUUCCCAGUUGCACCUAAAUUAACUCAGCUUGCACUCCCUUUAUAAUCUUCCAUCCAUAUACACAUUUCCCACCUCCAAACUCAACUCCCCACCUCCUCUGGCUCUGGCUGUGCCAAUAUCAUCUGCCUGUAAUUCCUAAUUUUCUUCGAAAAUCUAAUCAGAGAAUUCAAAUUAAACAAGCUCAACCAUCAAGGAGAACUUGAAGCAAAGUAGGCUGACAGGUUGGAAGAACUUAUAUUACUUCUUUGGAGAAUGAAUGGCAAAAAGGGCAGUGUUGAGAUCAACAUUCCACCAGCUCCUAAAGUCAAACAGCCAGAAGUUGGCAAGAAUUCUGGCUUCCAGGGCUUUUCCUGCAAAGCUUGGAUAUGGAAUUUUUGGGAAUUUUGCAGAGAAGAUAGUAACAGAGUAACAUUCUCAUUCAAAGUGGGACUGGCUGUUCUACUAGUUUCUUUGCUUAUACUACUUCGAGGACCUUAUGAAAUUUUUGGAACCGAUAUCAUUUGGUCCAUCCUCACUGUUGCCAUCAUGUUUGAAUACACAGUUGGUAUGUAUGUGCACAUCGUCAUGCAACACAAUCAUGAUUUCAUGUUCAUAGGCCAUAACAUUGUGCAUAAACCAACACCGUGAAAAGCCUAAUC
Molecule: messenger RNA, 1176 nt
Organism: Durio zibethinus
Lineage: Eukaryota; Viridiplantae; Streptophyta; Magnoliopsida; Malvales; Malvaceae
Source: RefSeq, a predicted model, not a curated record